Messenger RNA from Penicillium lagena, 873 nucleotides. RefSeq names its product rRNA-processing protein RRP15. The record is from RefSeq and is a predicted model, not a curated record. The transcript has a single exon. Bases 1 to 873 code for a protein of 290 amino acids. Gene Ontology annotation, biological process: maturation of 5.8S rRNA; maturation of LSU-rRNA. Lineage: Eukaryota; Fungi; Ascomycota; Eurotiomycetes; Eurotiales; Aspergillaceae. Gene Ontology annotation, cellular component: preribosome, large subunit precursor.
AUGCCUCCUUCCAUUUCCAAGAAACGCAAGGUCCUCGAUGGCCUCAAGGGCAAAACUGGCCGCCCCAAGAAGUUUCGCAAGCAAGCCCAGUAUCACAGCUCCGACGAGGAUGAGGAACAGGCCGAUUUCCCCGCCGUCUCUCUCGCGGAUUCGGAUCAAGAGGAGGAUGGCGGUGUGGCCGUAAAGGCCUCGACAGCUGCUCGGCCCUCCAAAAAAAAGCACGCAAAGUCUGCGCCUGCCCCACAACAACAAUCCGACGAAAGCUCCAGCGACGGCGCAGAGGAGGAAGAAGAGGAAGAGGAUGCGGGAGUUGAGGACGACGAAGCAUCUGGAGAAGACGACUCGUCCGGCUCUGAAACAUUAGCCACAGGGGCGAACCGCAAAUCUGUUUCAAAGCGCAACGACCCUACCGCAUUCUCCACCUCCAUCUCCAAGAUCCUGUCUACGAAACUCCCUACAGCUGCGCGAGCCGAUCCCGUCCUCUCGCGAAGCCGAAAUGCUGCCCAGACGAGCAGCGAUUUGGCAAAUGAAAAGCUCGACCAACAAGCACGAGCCAAGCUGCGCGCUGACAAGAAAGAAGAGCUGGAUCGGGGCCGUGUGCGCGACGUGAUGGGCAUCGAAAGAGGCAUGACUGGCGCCGUGACGGAGGAGGAGAAGCGCCUGCGUAAGAUGGCCCAGCGGGGUGUGGUCAAGCUGUUCAAUGCUGUUCGCGCUGCCCAGGUCCGUGGCGAGGAGGCUGCCAAGGAUGAGCGCCAGAAGGGGACUGUCGGUAUGGGAGAGCGGGAGAAGGCCGUCAACGAGGUCAGCAAGCAGGGGUUCCUGGACUUGAUCAAUGGGAAGAAGGGAAAGCCCUUGAAUAUCGAGGAGGCAUAA